Messenger RNA from Emiliania huxleyi CCMP1516, 769 nucleotides. RefSeq lists its product as hypothetical. Bases 45 to 647 code for a protein of 200 amino acids. The transcript has a single exon. Lineage: Eukaryota; Haptophyta; Isochrysidales; Noelaerhabdaceae. The record is from RefSeq and is a predicted model, not a curated record.
GGCCUUGCUUGCGGCGCCGGCAGCCUUGGUGGCGUGGGCGGAUCAUGCGCAGCCCGAGAGCGCGCGCGUCGAAGGCGCUCGCCGAGUUCAGCGGCUCCAUCACGCGGCGCACGCUCACGCUCGCCGCCGCGCUCGCAGCCAGCACCUCGCCGACACCAUCGCCCGCAAUGGAGGGCAUGGCGAUGGACGCAAAGGGAGGACAUACGAUGGAGAGCUCCAUCGCUUUCUUCCCCGGCGCUCCUUACAUCGUCGACCCGGCGAUGACGGAGGUGAAUACCUUCUCGACGAUCUCCGCUGCGCUUGCCGCCGCACCGAGUGGCAGCACAGUCAUCGUAAGGCCGGGCACGUACAACGAGCGCUUAAUCAUACGAAAGACGGUCAACCUGCUUUGCCCGCGCGUGGUGCUGGACUGGACGAGCGGCACGGCCUACGAGGCGGCGGUCGACGUGGACCUGAGCGGCGCUGACGCCGGCAACGUCUACUUCAUGGGCCUCACAGUUAGGCACAGUUGCGCGAUCAAUGGCGACCGCAACGCCGCGGUCUACGUCCACAGCCCGACGCGCAAGGUAGCGCUUGAAUUUCCUCGUCUAUCUGACAGCGCGCAACACUCCCCACACACCCACCGCAUCGGCCUGAUACGCAGGUGAAAUUCGUCAACUGCGACGUCUCUAGCAGCAGCGGCACCGGCAUUGGCGUCGGGGGUGGCAAUGUGACGAUCUUGUCAUGCACCAUAUGCGAUUGCAAGAACCAUGGCGUGCUGUACGGUGGC